This is a messenger RNA of Magallana angulata, 672 nucleotides long. RefSeq lists its product as uncharacterized. The record is from RefSeq and is a predicted model, not a curated record. NCBI's taxonomy places the organism in Eukaryota, Metazoa, Mollusca, Bivalvia, Ostreida, Ostreidae. The coding region runs from base 1 to 672 and encodes 223 amino acids. The transcript has 4 exons.
AUGAAUCCUUACCAAAAUUUAUCGUUUAGUCAAUCGGACUUUUCCUACAAUGCUAACGGAUCAGGCUGUGUGCAGAAUAUGUCCAAUGUUGUGUAUCAUGUGCCCCCCAGUGUGGCUAAAACUUGUGACUUUAACUGUGUAUGUUGUUUGCGACUAAAAGUUGGCCAGGAUCCUCCAUGCAGUAUUUCCAAAGUAUCAGUUGGAACCCAGACAAUGCUAGAAACACCUCAAGGUCUUGAUCCCAGUGGAUUUUGGACAAGGGGAACCUAUGAACACACAGUUCUACAGAAGUCGGUCAACAGUGUUGUGACCAAGUAUAGUCUGACUGGAAAGAAGGACUCUAACUGGGAAGCAGCAACAACUGAAGUGAUGACUUCCUUUUCUUGUGACAUGCCUCAAACUCCAACAAUAAGACAGAAAAUCCAAGCCAGAAUGAAGAAAUCCAUAUACUGGAUGCGGUUCUACACCAAAAAGGAGAAGGAAGCUCAAAAGAGUGGCAUUUCAGUGAGGAGUUUUUUGAGCAGGAAAAGGAAGAUCAACAAAAGUAAAGAUGGAGAACCAGCAGGGCUGUUGGAGGAGGAACAUGAGACUGGCGCAGACAACCGUGAUGAUGCGGAAGCCGUACCCCCGCACCAUGAGGACACCGACAGUGACAGCUCGGACAGUGACUAG